Molecule: messenger RNA, 2106 nt
Organism: Symbiodinium natans
Lineage: Eukaryota; Dinophyceae; Suessiales; Symbiodiniaceae
Source: the annotation of a GenBank genome assembly
AUGUCCAUAUCCAUGAAGGCCUUCUCCAGCCCUUUUGCGGCAGUGAUUCAGCCUUCCAACAACCUCCUGAUUCUGCUCGUCCUCACCGCAAUCUGCAUUGUGGUGCCGCUGGACCUGACCCAGCUCAUCUUCGCCUGCCUCGGAGCAUUCUGCUACUACGUGGUGCAAUUGCUCCAGCGAUCCGUGUCCGUGCCGGCCAGCUCGAAGAAGUUGAAGGCCUGCAACACCCCGGACUCCGACUGGCCCGGUGAACGUCCUCAGGCUCGGGAAGAGCAGCUUCGCAAGCCCAGGCGCCUCCCUACAACGCGGAGGCCUGGCACACACGUCGACGCACAGGCGCAGACGCCCGCCGUGCCUAUCGUGGCCCCCAAGUUUCAAGGACAGAGCCUCCAAGAGGAGGUCCAGGAGCUCGUGUCGCAGAUCAUGCCCACAGCGUCCAGCCAGCGUGGAGUGGACCGGCUUGCAGAGGCCAUUCGCGUGAUGCUCGCCAGCAGCCUUCCCGAGGUGGAAGUGGUGGGAUUUGCAAGCAGCGACCUCUCGCGGGGUCGCGCCAAUGGCGUGGCGGUGCCGGAUGUGGACAUUGUCAUCAACGUCCGCCCAGACCGCGUCUCGCCGAAAGUCGCGUCGCGCCCGGCCAAGGUCUCAUCCGACCCCCGCAUGCUGCAGAAGUGGGCGCUGCGCCACUGCGCGGAUCGGCUGGUGUCAGCGGGCGGCUUCAAGUUCCGACGCUCGGGCUUCCGCGGGAACGAGCCCAAGAUGACCCUGUUGGUGCCCAGUGAGCUCGGCAUCUUCAACCAGGCCGUGCCCAUCGACAUCGCCGUGAAUGCCGUCUCGCCGCUGCACAGCGCCGCCUUGCUCACAGAGUGCGGCAACAUUAACCCGCGCAGCAAGGAGCUGAUCUUGAUCAUCCGUCGUUGGGCAAAGGACCGCGGUGUGUGCCAUGCACCCAAGGGGCACUUGUCGCCCUACGUGUGGAGCCUGCUGGUGGUCUUCUACCUCCAGGUGGCCGAACGGCCCGAAGGGGCCCUCCUGCCGCCCAUGGAGGAGUUUGAGGCCAUCGCAAACCUCCUGCCCGACCGCCGUGUGAAGAAGACCUGGCAGAUGAAGGAUGAGAUGAAGGUCCCGGUGGCUCAACUGCUAUGUGGCUUCAUGCACUUCUACAAGAACUUCCCCUGGAAGCAGGCAAUCUCUGUGCUCAGGGGCACCUCGGGCCCGGCACCGGUCUCGCUGCCCAUCAACCUGAUCGAGCAUGACGAUGGGAAGACGGUGGAGUGCGGGCCCAACAUCGAAGAUCCUUUCGCGCCAAAGACCAACCUUGGAAGCGGCAUGACAUGGUGGAGCUUCCAGCGUCUGCGAGAGGAGCUGGCAAGGGCCACUCUUCUCCUGUCUGAGGACACGGCCUCCUUGUCCAAGCUGCUGGAGCCCUGGGCACCGGAGACGCCGGAGGUGCUUCUUCGGGCGGCCAAGAUCAUCGCCAACUCCUCGAUUCUGCAGGCGAAGCGCGCUGAGCUCGAAGAGUCCAACCAAGACCAGGUGGAGGAGUCCAAGCUCGAGCAUCUGGUCUCGCUGAUGCACUUCAGCCUCGUCGACCUGCCCGACGACUCGCGCCAGAGCUUCAAGUACAGCAGCAGCAUGCUCCGUGGCUGCACCCUGUAUCUGGUGCCCUUCAACGCGGGGAAUGUGGGCAUCUUCGACACGUACAGGAAGCAUUUUCGGACCGUGGCCCUGCCCUCCGGGCAGCAGGGGGAGUGGAAGUAUUCUGCAGGGGUCAUGAUGGACGAUGGAACUGCUUACUUUGUGCCGUAUGCUGCCAAUCAUAUUGGCGUUUUCGAUGUGCACAGCGAGGGUUUCAGAACCAUCGACAUCAGCUGGGCGACCUCCGCUGACUGCAAGUACAGCGGAGCCCUCUUUGCGGAGGGCCUUGCCUACUUCAUCCCCAGCUCGGCGAACAACGUAGGAACAGAGCAAGCCAUCGGUAACUCGCUUCGUAAAAUAGCAAGCCAUCGGUGUUUCGUUUCGGACUCCAAGCAAACAAUUCAAUCCAGAGUCAAUUCCCCUCAGAAGGCCGAGUUAAUUUCCCUCAGAGGACCUCAUGCAAACAAUUAA